AUGACGGCAAGUCGCGAUGCGCGAACUCACCUGUUUUCGCCGCACGACGUCUUUUUGUUUCCUUCUUCUCUCUCACCACGUCCACAGCAAAGAGCAUGUAUUAUCCGAACGUCGCUCUGUGGCGCCCUGCGGAACUCUUAA
Messenger RNA from Plenodomus lingam JN3, 141 nucleotides. Lineage: Eukaryota; Fungi; Ascomycota; Dothideomycetes; Pleosporales; Leptosphaeriaceae. The record is from RefSeq and is a predicted model, not a curated record.